AGCCCUGAGGAGCCCUGGCACACAACAGGAUGCUCCAGACCUUGUAUGACUACUUCUGGUGGGAACGGCUGUGGCUGCCUGCGAACUUAACCUGGGCUGAUCUAGAAGACCGAGAUGGACGUGUCUAUGCCAAAGCCUCAGACCUCUACAUCACACUACCCCUGGCCUUGCUCUUCCUCAUCGUUCGAUACUUCUUUGAGCUUUACGUGGCUACACCGCUGGCUGCCCUCCUGAACGUAAAGGAGAAAACUCGGCUGCGGGCACCUUCCAACCCCAUUCUGGAGCAUUUCUACGUGACUAGCGGCAAGCAGCCCAAACAGGCGGAGGUGGACCUUCUGUCGCGGCAGAGCGGGCUCUCUGGCCGCCAGGUGGAGCGCUGGUUCCGCCGCCGCCGCAACCAGGACCGGCCCAGUCUCCUCAAGAAGUUCCGAGAAGCGAGCUGGAGAUUCACAUUUUACCUGAUCGCUUUUAUUGUGGGCAUGGCCGUUAUUGUUGACAAACCUUGGUUCUAUGACAUGAGGAAAGUUUGGGAGGGAUAUCCCAUACAGAGCACCAUCCCUUCCCAGUAUUGGUACUACAUGAUUGAACUCUCUUUCUACUGGUCCCUGCUCUUCAGCAUUGCCUCUGAUGUCAAGCGAAAGGAUUUCAAGGAACAGAUCAUCCACCAUGUGGCCACCAUCAUCCUCAUCAGCUUCUCCUGGUUUGCCAAUUAUGUCCGAGCAGGGACUCUCAUCAUGGCUCUGCAUGACUCUUCUGACUACCUGCUAGAGUCAGCCAAGAUGUUUAACUACGCGGGAUGGAAAAACACCUGCAACAACAUCUUCAUCGUCUUCGCCAUUGUCUUCAUCAUCACCCGCCUGGUCAUCCUGCCCUUCUGGAUCCUGCACUGCACUGUGGUGUACCCACUGGAGCUCUACCCCGCCUUCUUUGGCUACUACUUCUUCAAUUUCAUGAUGGGAGUGCUGCAGCUGCUGCAUAUCUUCUGGGCCUACUUCAUCCUGCGCAUGGCCCACAAGUUCGUAACUGGAAAGCUGGUAGAAGACGAACGCAGUGACCGGGAAGAGACAGAGAGCUCGGAGGGGGAGGAGGCUGCAGCCGGGGGAGGAGCAAAGAGCCGGCCCCUAGCUAAUGGCCACCCUCUCCUCAAUAACAACCAUCGUAAGAAUGACUGAAACAUUGUCCCUGCUGCCCCUCAGAUUACUGCAUAAAGCCAAGGAACUACCCCACCCUCCCCACAGGGUCACUUUAAGCCCUGGGGAGAAAGGAGAAGAGGAGAGUGUUCUUCUCUGUGCCCCCACCCCCUGCUUCCCUGUCACCCAGUUGCCUUUAAGCCAAAUUCCACCCAGCCUGCCCCCAGGAAAGGGGAGGUCGGCUGUAUCCUUGGUUAGAGGGGGGAUGGUCUUAUUUUCCUCUCUAUUUUCCAAAUUGUCUGUUCUAUUUCAAGACCUUUCCUCAGUGCUGGGGAUGGGGUUACAACUCACAUUCCUUAUUCUUCAGAAUUGGGCCCUAGCUGUUUGCCUUUGACUCCCUGACCUCCAGAGCCAGGGUCGUGCCUUACUGUCCUACCUGUGGGCCUCAUUCUGCCAAAGCUGGACCAGGGCUCACCUUUCUAAGCUCCCUAACUCGGACCAGAAACCAAAGCUGAGCUGACUUUAACUUCUUCCCUCCUAAGAUACAAAUGAAUUGAGUGUAGGAGGGUGCACACGACCCUUAUCCUACCUCUGCCAAAAAGUGGGGGCCACACUGGGGACUACUCAGUCUUGUUACUUCUCGGCCAGCUGUCCUGCAGUUACAGGUCCAGGAUCUUACUGCCUCCUUUCUCUGGCCUCUUUCCCUAGGCUAGCUGGUUUGGAGUAGAAUGGCAACUAGUUCUAAUUUUUAUUUAUUAAAUGUUUGGGGUUUUGGUUUUAAAGCCAGAAUGACAGCUAGCACCUGGCAUUUCAGCAGAGGGACCACUUCAGACCAAAAUGUACUGUUAAUGGGUUUUUUUUAAUUAAAAUAUAUUAAAGAUUAAGUAAAACAUGGCAA
Vicugna pacos (alpaca) is the source of this 2028-nucleotide messenger RNA. The record is from RefSeq and is a predicted model, not a curated record. Lineage: Eukaryota; Metazoa; Chordata; Mammalia; Artiodactyla; Camelidae.